Symbiodinium pilosum is the source of this 1494-nucleotide messenger RNA. The record is from the annotation of a GenBank genome assembly. NCBI's taxonomy places the organism in Eukaryota, Dinophyceae, Suessiales, Symbiodiniaceae.
AUGACCACUGGUGACGAGGAUGCGGUGAUGGCAGUCCUCACAUCUCACAAGCAUCAGGGCAGUCUGGAGCAACGGAUGGAACAGGCCAAGGUGAAGUUGGAAACUUACCGAGAGUCCUCCUUGCUCAAGAAGAUGGCGCAGUUCUUGAAGGCCUUGGAGCCUAGGGUACACCAAGAGGGUUCCAUUCAUCUCGCCUUGCUUCAUCGGAAGGUGGCUUUGGGAAGGACGUCUGGGGACGAGACAGCCGAGGGAAAGGGCACCUCACCGUUCGAGGUGCGAUGGUUAGUCUUUGAAGCAGCUGCUGCAUUCAUGAUCAUUGCCAACUCGAUCAUGCUGGGUUGGGAAGUCCAGUUCAUGUCCAGCAACCUGGAAAUCUCGGCAAUGCUGACGACUUGCAGCAUUGUGUUUGCAGUGUGGUUUGUUCUGGAGGUGCUCGUGCGACUUCGAGUUAUAGGAUUUUGCCCGUUCUUCUGUAAUGAUGACAAUGUUUGGAACAUGUGUGACCUUGGAUUGGUCGGCGUCAGCAUUGUCGAGCUGUCCUUGAUCUUUGCGGGCAAUGCCAAGACGGGCCUGUCCACAAUCAAGGCAGUGAAGAUUUUGCGGGUCGUCCGGCUGUUCCGGGUGUUUCGGUUCUUCCGCCAACUGUCUACCCUAGCGCUGAUGGUGGCAGACUCCGUCAAGCAGCUGCUUUGGGCUCUUGUCAUGUUUUUGCUGAUCAUGUAUGUUUUUGCGAUAACCCUGACCAGCCUCUGCUCCGACUGGCUCAAGGAGCAGGUUGACUUCCAUGUGCCUGGCUGGGAGCAGAGGAUACUGGCUGGGACGCAGGGAACAGGCGUCAAAGAAGUGCAUCACUACUUCGGCAACAUCCCACGCAGCGUUUACACGUUGUUUCAGACCACGUUGGGCGGAGUCAGCUGGUACGAGGUUACGGACGCUCUGGCACACGUUGAUGUGUUAUCGUUCAGCUUGAUGUUCGCUUACAUUAUUUUUACUAUCCUGGCAUUGAUGAAUGUGUUCACAGGCGUAUUUGUGGACAAUGCCGUCCAGAACUCAAAGAAGCAGCGCAAGAUUCAAAUCGAAGAGACCAUUGACAAGAAGCGGACCAGUUUGGACCAGAUGGUUGAGUUCUUUGUUGCGACAGAUUUAAAUGGUGAUGGAGCUAUCAGCUUGGAUGAGAUCCAGUUCCUUCUGCAGGAUCCCGUAAUGAGCGCCUACUUCGACAUGAUCGGGUUCCGGCCGGGAGAUGCUGCACUUCUAGCAGAACUGCUAGAUCGUGAUGGCUCUGGUGACAUAACGAUCACCGAAUUUAUAGCGGGCUGCGAACGGAUGAGGGGCGAGGCAAAGGGCAUUGAUGUGCACAUGCUGCUCCUGGAGUGUUCAGUUCUCAAUGAGAAACUGGAUGCCUUACAUGAGAAUCUUACUGGGCAGCGGUUCUCUGGGGUCAGAAAUGGCUCAGUUUUUGGCGAACUCAAAAAGAGGUCGUUUUGUUCAUAG